UCGGCGGCGGCGACCUGUCAGCCGCCGCCCGGACCCCCGUCCGCAGGGCACCGGCCACUGCCGCCCUCCGAUUGGCUGGCGACAGGCCGGGCCCGCGGAAGGGUUAGGCGGUGGGACUGGGACCGGAAGCGGGGCGCCGCCGGGGCCGAGGAGCCGGAACCGAGAGACGGAGCGUGGGUUCCCCGGCCGGAGGGAGCGGCGGCGGCGGCGGCGGCGGCGGCGGAUGCCUGGGGUGACCCAAGGCUUAGACUUGGAACCUCCACCGUCCCAGAUACAUCGGCACGGAGGGGAGAUCAUGGCCAAGAUUCAGGCCCAUCUUCAGCAGAUGAACCAUCAAAUCCAGGCUCAGACCUUUGCAGUGCAGAAACAGGCACAGCAACAACAGUUCCAGAGGCUCAAGUGUGCUUUUCAGGUUGAAGAUGCCUUGUCAUACCUGGACCAGGUUAAGAUGCAGUUCGGGAACAACCCGGCCGUUUACAAUGAGUUCCUUGACAUCAUGAAGGAAUUUAAAUCUCAAAGCAUCGACACACCUGGUGUAAUUGACAGGGUUUCCCGGCUUUUCCAGGGACAUCCCGACCUUAUUCUGGGAUUCAAUGCCUUCCUGCCACCGGGAUACAGAAUAGAGAUUCAGAAGAACAAGGCAGUGAGUGUCCAUGGACCCACCCCGGCUGAGACUCAGGUGCUGUCGGAGGCAGCGCGUGAGCGUGCAGCUGCCGCGCCCACCAAUGCUGCCGCCGCUCCAGUCUCCCGUGCCGACUCUGCCCCGGCCCAGAGCCCUCUGCUGUGUCACAAGGACGAGCACGUAGACCGCCGCCCGAUCCGCGAGGACUUCACUCCACGUUUACUGGAUCACCACGACGACAUAACAUCCAAUGAUCCGCAUCCCGUGGAGUUCGACAACGCAAUUAGUUACGUGAAUAAAAUCAAAAACCGUUACCUAGAACGCCCUGAGGUUUACAAAUCCUUUCUGGAGAUUCUGCACACCUAUCAGAAGGAGCAGCUGAUUGUGAAGGAUACCAAGGGGAAACCUUACUGUGGCAUGACGGAGGAUGAAGUCUUCGCGAAGGUCGCCAAUCUGUUCCGAGGCCAGGAAGAUCUACUGACUGAGUUUGGCCAGUUUCUUCCAGAUGCCAAACGAUCUCUGUUCACUGGAAGCGCUGCGUCUGAAAGGGAUGAGAAUAGAAUGGCCGACGACGACGACUGUUCAAAACACUCGCUAAGCAAGAAGCGUUUGCGGACCUCGCUGCUGCCCCAAGUGCUUCCUCCACUCAAGAAAAAGCUGAAGUUAUCCAGUGUGAAGGAUCGGUCAUUAGCCUCAGCGGGCAAGCACGGCACCUUGCGAGAGUUCAGCUUCUUCGACAGAGUGCGUCGGAUUCUGAAGAGCCAGGAGGUGUACGAGAAUUUCUUGCGCUGCAUUGCCCUGUUCAACCAGGAGGUGGUGUCAGGCUCUGAGCUCUUGCAGCUGGUCACUCCAUUCCUGGGCAGGAAGUUUCCGGAACUCUUUGCACGCUUCAAGUCGUUCUUGGGCCAGAAGGAGCUGUCACUCACACAGCCGCUGCAGAGGGAUCGGCCGGUGGAUGGGAUCGCCCGGGAGAUCGACUAUGCGUCAUGCAAGAGAUUGGGCUCCAGCUACCGAGCUCUGCCUAAAACCUACCAGCAGCCCAAGUGCACGGGGCGUACGGCCGUCUGCAAGGAGGUUCUCAAUGAUACUUGGGUCUCAUUCCCCUCUUGGUCAGAAGAUUCCACCUUCGUGAGCUCCAAGAAGACCCCAUAUGAGGAGCAGCUUCAUCGCUGUGAGGAUGAGAGAUUUGAGCUCGACGUUGUCCUGGAAACAAACCUUGCCACGAUCCGUGUGCUGGAGAGCGUGCAGAAGAAGCUGACCCGAAUGUCGCCCGAGGAUCAGGAGAAAUAUCGCCUUGAUAAUUGUUUGGGAGGAACUUCGGAAGUCAUCCAUCGCAGAGCUAUCUAUCGCAUCUAUGGGGACAAAGCGCCGGAAAUAAUCGACGGGCUCAAGAAAAACCCAGGAACGGCUGUGCCUGUGGUGCUGAAGAGGUUGAAAGCCAAGGAAGAGGAAUGGCGGGAGGCACAGCAGGGCUUCAACAAGAUCUGGCGGGAGCAGUACGAGAAAUCGUACUUGAAGUCACUGGAUCACCAGGGAGUCAACUUCAAGCAGAACGACACCAAGGCGCUGCGCUCCAAGAGUCUGCUGAAUGAGAUUGAAAGCGUUUACGACGAGCGACAAGAGCAGAACUCUGAGGAAGGUUGCCCGGGCUUCACGGGGCCCCACCUGAUGUUCGUGUACGAGGAUAAACAAAUCAUGGAGGACGCCGCGUCCCUCAUCAUCUACCACGUGAAGCGGCAGCCCACCAUUCAGAAGGAGGACAAGGAUCACAUCAAGCGUAUCAUCUACCAUUUUGUGCCGGACUUGUUCUUCUCCCAGCGCGGGGAGCUGAGCGAGUCGGAGGACUCGACGGACGAGGAGAUGGAGAGCGACCAGCGACACAGCCAGCGCAACAGCGCGGACACGGGGCAGAAAGGAGCGACUUCCCCGGAGAGCAGUCUGGCCGAGGAGCGGGUGGACCUGCGCGACCAGGUGGCCGAAUACCAAAAGAACUUGGACGACGUCUACAACCUCUUCUUUGUGAACAACAACUGGUACUUUUUCCUGCGGCUCCACCAGAUCCUGUGCUACCGGCUGCUGCGCAUUUACAGGCAAGCGGAGAAGCAGCUGCUGGAGUACCAGGUGGAGAAGGAGAAGGAGAAACAGCUGCAGGAGGGAAGGAAGGAGAAAGCAAGUGAUCCUGCCGUCGAGCUCCGGCUCAAGCAUCAAAGUGAGAUUGAGUUGGAAGAGUAUUACCCGGCCUUUCUGGAUAUGGUGAGGAACCUGCUGGAUGGAAACAUUGAGCCGACACAGUACGAGGACACGCUGCGAGAGAUGUUCACCAUCCACGCCUACAUUGGCUUCACUGUCGAUAAACUGAUCCAGAAUAUCGUGCGGCAGCUACAGCACCUGGUGAGUGAUGACGUGUGUGUGCAGGCUGCGGAGGUGUACCUGAGCGAGAGAAAGCGAGGAGCUGCUGGCGGGGGUUUGCCCACCCAGUGUGUCCGAGCCACCUUGGAAGCAACCUACCAGCAAAAGGCAGAGCGUGCGAUGCCAGACGAAAACUGUUUUAAGAUUAUGUUUAUUCAGAGUAAGGGGCGUGUCUCCAUGACCAUCGAGCUACUCGACACGGAGGAAGCACCUUCAGACGAUCCUCUGGAACUGCAGAAUUUAACAAGUUACGUUGAGCAGUAUGCCGGUCCGGAGGCAGCCAUGCAGUUCGAGCAGACAGAUGGGUUCUUUUAUAAGCCAGUGUUUUUACCCAGAAACCUCCGAAAAUUUCGUAAGUGGCAGCAGAAGCAGUUUCUAUCCAUGAGGAAUGAAAGCAGGAACAGCAGGCAGCGCAGUCUGGGGGUUGAGAACUCCAACAGCAUCGACUGCAAGUUUAAGCUCAACACUCACAAGCUGGUGUAUGUCAUGAACUCUGAAGACUUCAUGUACCGCUGUGGAGCUCUGCACCGAGCUCGCGAGUCUCAGUGCCAGGUGGUGCGGUACCAGCACCAGCAGUUCCAGUCGUGGCACAACCGCUGGCUGCAGAGCCACGUGACGGACGAGGCAGCCGAGCUGGUGCAGGACUGGCUGAUGGGCGAGGACGACGAGGACCUGAUCCUGUGCAAGACCGUCUGCGAGACCGACACCGUCCACGACAUUCCCGUCAACAGAUACCGCGUGCAGUACAGCCCGUGCCCCCCAUCGCCGUGACACCCCCUCCUGCACUGAACCCGUGCUUGCACACUCAAAGGCUGUGGUUGCAAGUGCAUCGUGCCACGGUGGGGGCACGCCGUGCUCUCAGAUGCCGAGCUGACUGUACGGGCUGUCUGACCGACCCCCCCCCUGUGUAAGUGAACGAUCAUCACAGCACCAGUCUACACAACACAGCUAGUGUUAUCGAUGAGGAAAUGCACUUGACAUGAAUCUGCUUGUAAGAUCCUUGAACUCAUUCUCCCUUCCCCAGCCCCUCCCCCUCCCCACCCCUAUUUUGUGGUAUUUUCCCCCCUCCUGUCCCUGAUUAUACAUUGUGAUGUUGCAUGACAUACUUUUGGUUGCGCCCCAAUGCUUGCUGAUGUGUACUACUUCCCCAUGUCCCUGUAACGCAACCUAACCGCCAGAUAGCAGGACUAGGAAAAGGAAGACUGUGGUGGUCUCCAGCUACAGCCCCUCUCUCCCACCCCAAGCCCACUCGACCUUAUCUUGACAAAGAAGCAGAGGCUGUCAUGGAUUCUCCAACGGCGUUAAUAUCCGAGGCGAUCUCUCACGCAAAACAUGUACCAAGACUGCAAGGCUCGUGAAUCUUCAUCCGCGCACCCGACCUCGCCUCGGUCAGACAGACAUCCGACCGAAGGGUCCCGACCCGAGAGGGGCACCCGUCCUCUUCUGCUCCGGAGACGCUGCGUUACUCCAGCACUUUGCGUCGAAUCUUUGGCGUAAACCGGCAUCUGCGGUUCCUUCCUGCACGAGCUGCUGCUAAGGUCUGUGCCAGUGAGAGAUCAGCCGACCCCUGGAGCAUGCUUACGCCUCACCGAGCCGAUUGUACAACGUCAGGGGUCCGCAUCCCAGCGAGCUGGAGGAUCGGCAAGUUGCUGAGGCUCUUUGCAUUCAGAACUCCCUGCCAGUGACCAGUAUUAAAGGUUGGUAUAAGGUGGCUGGGUUUGCCGCAGUGUCUAAAGGGUGUUCUCUGCUGCCCUGUCCAGCUCGAAACAGAAGCAAUUCUGGUGUAAGGAAGCCACGUCCGUGAGUAUUCAAGGCUGUGCUCGUCCAAACACUUAAACCUCGGCCAAAUGGGAGCAACAUAUGACGUCCUCAUUGAAUAUAAUGCCACCUGGGCCUUUAAGCUGAACUGCCAUUAGUUCACAUUAUCCCCGGCUGGCAAAUGGACAAGUGCACCUGUCCACAAGUGUACAUGACCCCUCUGAGCUGCUUAAGGAUUGCUGAUGUUAGUCUGAAGCCUCUAGCGGGCCGAAUCCUUUAACUUCCUUUGAAGCUGCUGCCUAUGAAGUCGUAUUGAAGAUUGCUUUCGAAGCAAGUGGGGUUGGAGUGAGGAAUCAUGGAGUGGAGAUACAAAAACCAAAACACACGUGUGUUAAUAUAUUAACUGCCUGAAAUUCAGGGGAAUUUUUUUGACUAUUAUGUAAAGUUUUCAAAUUUAAGGCUUGCUUCUUUACGGAAAUAUCUCUGUUUAAAUUAGUGUCUUGCUGAGAGAUUCAAGGUGUUGAGGAUGGUGUUUUCUUUUUAAAUGUUUUGUGUGUAAGAGCAUCUUUAGAGGGAGGCUUAAAAACUGUUCUGAGAGUAUUCUGAAUUCAAGCAGUGACCCUGUUUAGUUGCAGCAUGUGCAGGCGUGGCAGGUUGAGUGAUAGAGUGAGGCCAAAUGAGGCUGACCCUUGCCAAAUUCCCCCGGGUGCCUGCUUGGCUUCUGCACUGAAGUAGUUGGGCGGGAGGUCAGAAACGGCAGAGGUGUGCGCUUCUGUCUCCAGGGAUGGAAGGAUCACCCUCUGAAACUGGAGGAAAGUACAAAAGGAGAGGAAAAGAGGGCUCACUGCCGUCAAACCUUUAGGUUUCUGUGGGUGGAGUUGUCUCCGGCCACUCCUCACUUAUCCUCGUUCACCCGCAGCUGAUGAUGAAAUAGCUGGCACAUGCCCAUCCUUCCCUCUGUAACUCAUACCCGCCACCUUGGCACGGAAGAUCAUUGGAGCUUGCCUUGGGGUGGGGAAGGGGGGAGGGGGGGGGGGGGGGCAGUAUGGUAGGGAUAGGGCGAGGGGUGAUAGGGAGGGAGUUUCCUUCUGCCAGUAAGCAAAAUACCACGAAUGCAGUACAUUGGAAGUAAGGCAGAAAAUGCUGAUAAUUAUCGGCAGAUCAGUCAGCAUCUGUGGUGAGAGGAGUAGAGGUGACGCUCACGGCACUUCAUCAGAGCUUGCUUUUAGUUUUAUUUCACCACCGCCACUCACAGGAGGGCAUAUCGGGAUGUAGCACCCACACUAGUGGACUAAACUGCCACAUGGGAGCAAUGCACUUUUAUUUUUUCUCUUUGCUUGGCCAGGCUGGAACAGAAUUUGCAUGGGACUGUUCUGGGCUGUAAAAGUUACCGGCAGUCAGCAGUAGAAUGGGUUUAUUAUUUUAUUUUAAACACCAAUACCGAUGGCUGUACUGGCUCUGUGCAGUGCUGGACCUUUGCACCUGGUAACACUCUGGCACUUUGUCCCGCUUGCAGAGCGGGAGUCACAGCACUGGGGGAUCCCGGCUAGGGGUUAGGGAGGGAGGGAGGGUGGGAGAGAGGGGGCACCCAAAUAACCUGGUUGUACGGCAAACUGGACAGGAGCACAGCUCCUCUCAUCAGCUGCCACCGGCUAUUCCCAUUAGCUGCAUUGACACCUUAAUAAUGGGUGUGUAGCGUUUGUUAUACACAACCACUUGUAUUUAUCAAAUGUUUUAAAAAG
This is a messenger RNA of Amblyraja radiata (thorny skate), 6531 nucleotides long. RefSeq names its product SIN3 transcription regulator family member B (gene sin3b). Gene Ontology annotation, molecular function: transcription corepressor activity. Gene Ontology annotation, cellular component: chromatin; Sin3-type complex. The record is from RefSeq and is a predicted model, not a curated record. Bases 224 to 3802 code for a protein of 1192 amino acids. NCBI's taxonomy places the organism in Eukaryota, Metazoa, Chordata, Chondrichthyes, Rajiformes, Rajidae. Gene Ontology annotation, biological process: negative regulation of transcription by RNA polymerase II. The transcript is spliced from 21 exons.